AUGUUCUCUGCCCCAGGUUGGCCCAGGGACUGCAGUGAGCUCCCUGCUAGCAGUGCCAGUGGCAUCUACAUCAUUCAGCCCACAGGACAGCAAACUAUCGUGGUCUACUGUGAGAUGAGAAGGGAGGAUGGAGGCUGGACUGUCAUCCAGAGGAACCACAGAGAUACACCAGUCAGCUGGGAUGAGUCCUGGAGCACCUACAAACAUGGCUUUGGCAAUGUACACUCUGAGUUCUGGCUGGGCACCGAGUACAUCCACCAGAUCACCAGGCAGAAGGUCUACCAGGUCAGGUUUGUCAUCUGGGAUGCUGCAAACAGCAACCUGUUCAGCUUGGGUGAUGAGUCCCAGGGCUACCAGCUGAGGCUGGGAGUGCACUCAGGGACAGCAGAGGAUGCCAUGGCCUCCAAGAGCAUGACCACCAUGCAUGACAACAUGAAGUUCUCUGCUAAAGAUCGAGAUCAGGACACUUCUAGUGGGAACUGUGCUUCCAGCUCUGGGGGUGGGUGGUGGUACUCAGCAUGUUACUCUGUGCGUCUGAACUUCAGAGGGGGCAUGACAUGGGGCAGCCUGUGCCCGGGGAACUGCAAAGCCUCAGCCAUCCUCAUCAAACCCACCACCUACUGCUAG
Catharus ustulatus (Swainson's thrush) is the source of this 627-nucleotide messenger RNA. Its product is annotated as fibrinogen-like protein 1-like protein. The coding region runs from base 1 to 627 and encodes 208 amino acids. NCBI's taxonomy places the organism in Eukaryota, Metazoa, Chordata, Aves, Passeriformes, Turdidae. The record is from RefSeq and is a predicted model, not a curated record. The transcript has a single exon.